GAAAAAAGGACAAAGCGUUCCAACGGAGACACCCUCAGCUUCAACCACCAAACAUCGUCACACAUCCUGAUUCCUGACAAUGUCUGAUAUGCCAGGCAUAAAGUGGGAAGACUUGCUCAGGCUGGGAGGGGAAGAGGAAGAAGAGGAAGAAGAAGCGUGUCCGGAGAUCCGGAUUGUCCUCCUCGGGGAUCUUGGGACUGGGAAGAGUGCUUCGGGAAACACCAUCUUAGGAAGAGCAGCCUUCCACUCAGCAUCAUCUCCAUCGGCGGUGACCUUGACGUGCCAGCGAGAGGCUGGGCACUUCCUCAGCCAGCAGCUGGUGGUGGUGGACACGCCCGGCGCGCUGGACCCCAGCAGCCAGGAGGCGGACCGCUGCGUCAGCUUGGCGGGACCCGGCCCCCAUGUCUUCAUGCUGGUCCUGGAGCCCCGGAGGUUCACAGAAGAAGACAAGAGGAAGGCGGAGUCCCUCCUGAGGGCCUUUGGAGAAGAAGCCUUUCAUUACACCAUGGUGCUGUUCACCCACGGAGACCAGCUGAGGGCCCGAGGAGUCUCCAUCCAGACCUUCGUCAGCCAGAGCGCCGUGCUGCGUGGCUUCCUGCGUAAGUGUGGAGGAAGAUUCCACGUCCUCAACAACAUGAGCUUCUCUCGCGCUCAGGUCCGAAACCUGCUGAGGAAGAUCCGCUGGAUGAUACAGAGCAACGGAGGAGCCUUCUCCAUCAGCAGCAUGCCAAGAGGGGGCCGAGCCGUCUCCACAGGCGAUCCCGAAGAAGACCGAAGACGAGAGAUACGAGUGAUUCGAGUGAGACGAGAGGCACCGGUCUACAACAUCCACCUGACCCGGAACAUCCACAUUCAUAAUCCGCCUCCGGAGAGACGAGGACGGAGUGCCGUGCCCUGGGCCGCCCUCGGAGGAGUUCUGGGAAUGCAGUUUGGUCCUGCAGGAGUCGCGGCGGGAUCUGUGAUCGGAAACAUGAUCGGCCUGCUGGAUGAUAGACUUUAGUAAGAACAACAGUUUACAAGAAUCAAGCCCCGAUCGACUGACGUGAGAUCCAGUUGGUAGUACGAUCCCAUCUGAGUGUGGACCACGAUCAUCCAACCUCCAGCCGACGUCCAUCCAUUUCAGCAGGAACGACGAGAUCUAUGACCGCUCUGUUCCAGAUGUGUCAGCUCUGUUCCAGAUGUAUAAGCUCUGUAUUAGAUCUAUGACCGCUCUGUUCCAGAUGUGUAAGCUCUGUUCCAGAUGUGUAAGCUCUGUAUUAGAUCUAUGACCACCCUGUUCCAGAUGUGUAAGCUCUGUUCCAGAUGUGUAAGCUCUGUUCCAGAUGUGUAAGCUCUGUUCCAGAUGUGUUGGCUCUAUGGACACACAUUUCUACCUCUGUGUCAUAAUUCUUAUCACUAAUUCUUAUCAGUAAUUCUUAUUAAUUGAAGUGACUCAUUUGCAAAUG
Messenger RNA from Salarias fasciatus (jewelled blenny), 1445 nucleotides. RefSeq names its product GTPase IMAP family member 9-like. The record is from RefSeq and is a predicted model, not a curated record. The transcript has 2 exons. Gene Ontology annotation, molecular function: GTP binding. Lineage: Eukaryota; Metazoa; Chordata; Actinopteri; Blenniiformes; Blenniidae. Bases 80 to 1000 code for a protein of 306 amino acids.